Messenger RNA from Pseudoliparis swirei, 4198 nucleotides. RefSeq names its product BCL2 apoptosis regulator b (gene bcl2b). Gene Ontology annotation, cellular component: mitochondrial outer membrane. The transcript is spliced from 2 exons. NCBI's taxonomy places the organism in Eukaryota, Metazoa, Chordata, Actinopteri, Perciformes, Liparidae. The coding region runs from base 1051 to 1743 and encodes 230 amino acids. Gene Ontology annotation, molecular function: protein heterodimerization activity; protein homodimerization activity. Gene Ontology annotation, biological process: extrinsic apoptotic signaling pathway in absence of ligand; intrinsic apoptotic signaling pathway in response to DNA damage; negative regulation of intrinsic apoptotic signaling pathway. The record is from RefSeq and is a predicted model, not a curated record.
GGCUCUUAAUCUUCCACGAGAGAAACUCUCCAGAGAUUCACAGAACAAAGGAUGCUUCCCACUAGAUAAUAAGGAGAUGGAGGAGGCCAGAUUGGGAAUGGAAGGAGCUCAGGGAAAUUGUAUACAGGUGCAUCAAUGUAGUCCUGCAGGGAUCCUCCUCCACCAGGGGGUGGCUGGACCACAUCAAAGCAGACCCUCAGCAGAACGGCGGGUCCCCUAAACCUCCUGAACGAACCAGGAUCCUAUAAAAAGAGCCUUUCCUUGCACAUGUUUGUGUAAGCAACUAAACUCUCUCUCUCUCUUUUCUUUUUCUGGCUGAAGAUUUCAGUUUGAAUUGUGUUCCCGGUUCCAAUGUAAAACCGCGAGAGUCGUGCCCGCUCGUUACGUCCGUGCAGUUCUUCGUGUGCACUUGGAGUCUCCGAGCGCAGCCAUAGGAAUUACUUUGCGCGGCUGACGUCAGGAAUACCUCACCAAGCAGCAGCGGCGGUGGGCAGGGAGCUGCUUCUGCCGAGGAGAAGGAGGAGGAUAUGAGGAGCAAUCGUGGAAGAGGAGUCAGUCCGACCUUGUCUGGCUGCUCGCGCGUAAACGCUGCGAAAAGAGUUGGCGGCGUCUGAAGCCACUUCGGGCGCGCACAACUUUGGCCCUCAUUCAUGUUUUUUUGGGGGGUGGGAUUCGCAACACAUCCACGUCUAGGUGAUGUGCACAGGAAUACAUCAGCACUACUCCAACCUCUUCCGCAUAUUGGAUUUCAAUGCAAAGAGAAGGUCGCCAACGUCCCUCUGAGGAUUCGGGAAAUGCAAAUUGCUGCUGACGCGGACUCUGUUUUAUCUUUUUUUCCGUAACUUUUAAAAGGUUUUUUUUAUUUUUUAUCCUAAAGGAUUUUGAUCAACUCGCGAAAGCAUUUUGGCUCCAUGUGCAUGAAUACUCGUUGCAUUGCACGUAUUAGGAACGGUUAAGCCUGCGCGUUGUACAGCGCACACAUUCGGGCACAAUGCGUCUGAUUUGAACCCCUCCGCCUGUACGAAGUGCCAACAUUCACAUCCAGCCGGCAUGGCGAACGAGUGCAAUCGCAACAUUGUGGAGAAGUACAUCUGCCAUAAACUCUCCAAACGGGGCUACGUGUUUGGAUUUGACGACGUCCGAGAUGAAGAUGCCGCCGGUGGCUGCUUAAUAGUUGUCCCGCCGCCGACUCUGGUCCGCCGGUGCCGUGAAUCCGGCACCGGGCCCGACAGCGAGAACGAGACCGUCCCCCACCUCUGCAAACGGCUCCCCCAGUCCGAGCCCACCGCCGCCAUCCACCGGGUCCUGCGCGAGGCUGGGGACGAACUCGAGAGAAUGUACCAGCCGGACUUCACGGAGAUGUCGCGCCAGCUGUAUCUCACCUCCACCACGGCGCAGAGGAGGUUCGCCGAGGUGAUAGACGAACUGUUUCGGGACGGGGUGAAUUGGGGCCGGAUUAUCGCGUUCUUCGAGUUCGGGGGCACGGUGUGCGCGGAGUGCGCCGCCAAGCACGAGAUGACCUCGCAGGUGGACAACAUCGCCGAGUGGAUGACGGAGUAUUUAAAUGGACCUCUGAACAACUGGAUACAAGAUAACGGGGGAUGGGAUGCCUUUGUGGAGCUGUAUGACAGACGGAGGGACUCCCUCUUCAACUGCUCCUGGCCCUCCAUGAAGAUGGUCUUCGGUCUGGCAGCUCUCGGGGCCGCCAGCCUCACCAUCGGAGCGUACCUUACGCAGAAGUGAACGCGCCCCUGUUCUACCAGCCUGACUUUGUUCUUCCUCCUCCUCCUUGUGCCUCUUCCUUUUUUCUUCCUCUCCCUUUUUUAUAUCGAUGCCCCUGACCCCUCAGAGACAACCUUCAAACUCUUCUGAAUCGUGCGCUCUUCAAAGCGCCCUCUCAGAAAACUCUCCCUCGCCCAUUCCAUGUCAAAACACACACAAAUCAAAACAAUGGAAGCAACCCGACGUCUUGAGAAGAUCACAAAGAUCAAGCGAUCGCACUAAGCCGAGUGCGACCGAGGAGGAAGGGAGGUGGCAUCGCUGGCAUGCAUCUAUUAUAUUUUUAAUUGGUUUGGUUCCGCCUGCUUCUGUACUAGUCAUAGCAUGAAUGUUGAGUGUUAGUGUAGACGUUGCAUGUGUCUGAGCUCAUGCGGGACCCUCUAUUAGGAGGCCUUGGCGAUGGACAAUGAUGCCCCACGAGAGGAAGCGGCCACACGAUCCACCCCUGCUUGUUAGGGUGAAGAAACCCCGUUUGAACGACGGACUCCAGUUACACCCCCCCCCCCCCUGCAGCCGCCCUUCAAAGGACUUCCUCCACAGAACAGCUGCUCCGAAUGUAUAAUGGCAACAGCUCGCUCCAACCAGCUUCGCUGCUCAGACAGCUCCAGUGAGUCUGAACACACUCCUCCAUGAGACCCUCACAGGCCUCUCCAGAGCCAGGCUGAGCUCUGCUGGGCUCCUUUUUUCUUUCCGCAGAGCUCGAAAGCUCCUGGAUUUUCGCAUCAUGCCAAAAUCCCCAAAUUGUGUGUUUUUUUAAAUCACAGGGGGAAAAAAAGAAAGGAGAAUGGUGAAAAUCACGCCGGAGAAGCCCCGUCGUUGCAUGAAAUAUCAAAUGUUGAUGAAUAUAUUGAGAGAAAUGUCGAGCACAGCACAAAAGAGGGAGGUGAGAGGACUAGAACGCCUCUCGCAGAGGGAAGAGGCACAUGAACAUAUACGGGCUGGGAAAUGUGCGUUCCUCCGGCAGAGCGAUGGGAACCAGAGCACUCCUCUGCAACAACAAUAAAUCACUCACCUUUCAUGAAAAAAAGAAAAGACAAGAAGCACCGUCACUGUUCACAUGUUAGCACCAAGCCACUCUUCACGGCUCUUUUCUAUUUUCUACCAGCUGUGUCACUCGGCCCGUUUGGGCUCACCACGCUGACCCGGUCCACAUGUGUCAUCUCGUGCUGCUGGAAUACACUCUGACAGAAGCCCCCCCCCCCCCCCAUCCCGGUUUGGGACUGAAGCCAGUGCGUCCGGUGUGCUGGAACCGGAGAUGCCCCCUUUCUCUCCGGUCCGCAAAUGCAUCCAGUCAUUGAUUUUGUUUUAUUGAUGUUUGUCUUGUGUUACAGUCUGAUAGAACAUUUCGAAGUGCUCGCUCGCUCCAAAAUAUUUUUGGUUUAGAUUUUUUGGAUAGUUGGUUAUGGAAAAGUGAUUUUUUUUCUUUCUUUCUUUCCUCUGUCAUAAAAAAAAUCGUCAACUUCUUUGUUGCAUGUAUGAAAGAUAGUCUUCACACAACCGAUAUGUGUAACCAUAUUUAUAACAGAGUAGGGUAGCAUAUAACAAAACGAAUAACAUCAAAGGAGUUUCUUUUUUUCUAUUUAUUGAGAGGUACCAGAUCACAGAUUUUUUAAACAGUACUUUGAUGAAAUUUGUAUUGUUUUCACUUUUUUUCUAUUCUAAGGAAUCACACUGUAAUUUCUUUUUUGCCCGGCUGCUAUUAUAACAAAGAUGUUUCUUUUUCCUUUUUCUUUCCUUCUAAAGUGAACCUUAGUGUCGUAUUAACGUCGGCUUAAGGCUGCUCUACUGUCCAUUUUACUUUGACUUACAGCUUAAACUGCCACAGAUUUACAGAGAGCUGGAAACCAAAGUUAACUUGUAAUCUUUGAGAAAAAAAGAAAAAAAGAAAAGUAGCUAAAAGAAAGGAGAAGAAAAAGACACGUGGCUUCACAUCACUGAGUUUGUUCAGUGAGGUUUUCUCUCUGUCUAGUGUUACUGUAAUAUAUCAGCUAUCCUUUAGUCAGCGUUGAUAACUCAGUGCUUAUCUGUAAAAAGACCUGCCAGACUUACACCUGGUCUCAGUCGUCACUAUAAACCCGUUUGAUCAUUACAGCAGCUCACAGUGUGUGAUAUAUUUCUAGUGGUGUGUGUGUGUGCACGCGGGCGCGUGUGUGUCAGAGGGAACCACGAGGUGAUUUAUGAUGAGCAGGAGUAGGAACGGCUCAACAGCAAUAUACUGUCAUUUUUUUAUAUUCUGUGUGCAUAUAAGAAUGUAGGCGCCACGGUUGCUGUUCUGUUUUAUGUCUAUAAUCACAAACUUGUAGCACUUAAAAAAAUGGAGGAAAAAAUGAAAAAAGUGAAUUGUGUUUUAUGUUUACUGCUAUAUCCACAAUAAGAUAGCGGGGUCAUAUUGUUCCUAAUAAACCGGAUUUCUCAAACA